AACGGCCACAGCGACGGCGAGAUCGCCCAGCCCGGCGCCGUACCGGUGCCGGGCGGCGGCCGGCGCGGUCGCGGCGUCACCGAGCGGCCGCAGCAGAGCCCCAGCGAGAAGGUGGGCGCUUGGCUGCGCGCGUGCCCCGAGGACAGCAGUACCAGCGCCGAUGAGGAGGAGCCGCCCGAGGAGCCGCGCGGGCGCGAGCUGCCGCCCGACGAGCCCCAGUUCCCGCUGGAGGAGGAUGAGGCGAGCGAGCAGCAGGACAGCUCCGAGCCGGACGAGCAGAUGGAGGACGCCCUGGCCGACGCUGAGGUGCUGGACAUCCGCGGGCUGCUGUCGCGCGGCUGCCGGCUGCUGGACCUCGAGCCGGGCGUGGCUCUGCAGCCGCCGGUCGCGGCCGCAGCCGACGACGACGAGCGGCCCGAGCCGCUGGUGGACGAGCUGGAGGGCGCCGUCGGAGGUGAGGUGGAGGGUGCCGUGGCUCUGCACGUGGAUGGCGCCGACGCCGACGACGAGGCCACCUCGACGAGCGGGACGUCGUCCGAGUUCGUGUCGCCCGAGCUGCUGAAACGCAGCACCUCUCUUAAGUCGGGCAAGACGCCACCGCAGACGCCCGGCCGCAAGAAGUUCGUGCGCUUCGCCGACGCGAUGGGCCUGGACCUGCAGAAGGUGCACACGUUCCGUGACGAGAUCCCGACGGUGCCGGCGGCGGCGUUCCGCGGCCUGGACGCGGACGUGUGCGCGCCGCCGCCGCCGCCGCCCGCCACCUUCCAGAUGACGUUCGGGUCGGCGGCGCUGGGCGGCGGCGCGCCGGGCCGCCACCUGGUGGCCAUGUUCCUGCAGCCGGGCGGCAGUCUGGGUUUCCUGGACCGGCUUCAGCACGAUCGGGUCAGCCUUGAGAACGUUGUGUGCCGCGACGACGACCUGUCGGUGCGCGGCAUAGUGCGAGUGCUCAACAUGGACUUUUGCAAGGUGGUGCGCGUGCGUUACACGCUGGACGAGUGGCGGACCAGUGCGGAGACGCAGGCCGAGUACGUGCCCGGCUCGUGCGAUGGCCUGUCGGACCGGUUCACGUUCACACUGUACGCCAGCACGCUGACGCCCGGCCAGCGGCUGCAGUUCGUCGUGCAGUUCGAGUGCCAGGGCCAGACCUUCUGGGACAACAACGGCGGCCAGAACUACUCUGUCCAGCUGAUCAUGACCAGCACCAGUCCGACGACUGACGACUUCGGCGGCUGUUUUUAUUGAGCCUCCGCCGUCGCCGCGGCAGCAGCAGCGGUCACGUGCAAUGCUGUCGCCCGCGCCGCCCUCCCGUGGCGGCGGCCGCAGGCAGCGUUUCCCGCCACGGCUGUGGUGCGGCGCGGCGCAAUGCCAGUGUGCCAGUAUUCAUCGUGCGCGUCUCACAACAGAUAUGUCGCGGGCGGAGUUAGAGAGGUUGGGUCAGUCGCCCGUCCAGUGAGUGCGCGGGCAACUGCGUCUGGGCGUAGCCACGGGAGAGUUGUUUUUAACAUUUGCCUUCGGUGGUCGACGCCGCCUGCCGUCCACUGCUGUUCAGGAAUGGCCGUGGCGGCGAGUGGGCGGCGCGGCGCAUGGCCACUCGUCUUUGCCAGUGUCUGAGGGGCUGCCAGUUGUCGGGAUGAUGUGCUUUGCAGAAUAAACGCUUGCAUCGUG
Messenger RNA from Pollicipes pollicipes, 1665 nucleotides. Its product is annotated as glycogen-binding subunit 76A. NCBI's taxonomy places the organism in Eukaryota, Metazoa, Arthropoda, Thecostraca, Pollicipedomorpha, Pollicipedidae. The transcript has a single exon. Gene Ontology annotation, cellular component: protein phosphatase type 1 complex. The coding region runs from base 280 to 1242 and encodes 320 amino acids. Gene Ontology annotation, molecular function: protein phosphatase 1 binding; glycogen binding. The record is from RefSeq and is a predicted model, not a curated record. Gene Ontology annotation, biological process: regulation of glycogen biosynthetic process.